AAGAACUGCAGUGCAGUGCAGUGAAGUGCUGCCUUCCAGCUGCAUUCGUGUUCCAGCUGCAGACGAGAGCAGAGACGCCAACGAACGAGUCGCGAGACGAUCGCGAGCGGGGAUCGAAGUGCAAAAACACGAAACACGAACAACAGCAACAAAAAAUCAAGCAACACCGCACCGUUUGUUGAACUCUCGUUUGAACCACAACAAAGCAUAAAAACGAAAGAGUGAACCAAACAAAACAAACAAAGAAAAGAGUUAGAACAAACCAGUUAACUGGGUUUUUCCAAAUGAUUGCUUGAUUGGACCAACACCACUACAUCCCACCAUCCCGCCCCGACCCGCCCCGUUCCGGCCUCCUCGGCCUCAUCAUGUGCAGUGGAAAAUUCUUCCGCAUGCCCACCCUUGCCAUCUGCGGCGUUGUGCUAACCAUCAUUUUGGUCUGCAUUACGGGCAUCACCCUAACGAACAGCAUCAACAUUUCGAAUAUCGUUAAGCUGCGCGAGAAGGUGGCCAGCGAUUCGGCGGCCGCGAAUGGUGGCCACCAGGCGGCCCAGACACGUGCGGCGCUUGUCGAGCAGCAGUACUCGACGCUGCAGCAGCAUCAUCUGUCGCAAAGCGAUCUCAACUACAUAUCGGCAUCCACGCAUCCAAAGAAUCUACAGCGACCAUUGCAACAGCAGCAGCUGCCACAGCAGCAACCAAAUAAAAUUGUGAUUGAAAUCGGAUUAAGGAGCGCCAAUGAGAGUGCCAAUGCCAGCAAGGGUGGUGGCAAAGCAGCUAGUGGGAGUGGCAGUGGCAGAGGCUCUGGUAGUGGAAAAAUGCCACUGGGCAUGCCACAUAUGCUGGAAGCAGCCGAGGCAUUGAUGGAGGGCAAUGUCGAUUCCAUAUCAUUGCCGGCAGCAGUGCCACUGGUGGCAUCAGCGCCAACAACUGAAAAGAGUAGCAAUGGAAAUGGAAAUGGAAAUACCAAUAAAAGAAGCUCUGGAAACAGUCCUGAAAGCAGCAGCAGCAGCACUGGAAAAAGCAUCGACACCGAGCACAGCAAUGGAAGGAGGAGGAGCAUUGGAGGCUUUAAUGGAAAUAACACUGAAAACAGCUUGAAAAGCAGCACCCGAGGCGGUAACGUCGUCGUCAUGGAUAUCCGGGAUCACAAUCCAGGGGGCAUACAGUUCGAGCGACGUGCCCAUGUCAAGCAGAUGAUGGAGCAUGCCUGGCGCAACUACAAACUGUAUGCAUGGGGCAAGAACGAGCUGCGUCCGUUGUCACAGCGUGCGCAUUCGGGCAGCAUAUUCGGGUCGUACGAUCUGGGCGCAACAAUUGUCGAUGGCCUGGACACACUGUACAUUAUGGGGCUGGAGAAUGAGUAUCGGGAGGGGCGUGACUGGAUUGAGCGCAAAUUCUCGCUGGACAACAUCAGUGCAGAGCUGAGCGUGUUCGAGACGAACAUUCGGUUUGUGGGCGGCAUGCUAACCCUGUACGCCUUCACCGGUGAUCCGCUGUACAAGGAAAAGGCCCAGCAUGUGGCCGAUAAGCUGCUGCCCGCCUUUCAGACACCCACGGGCAUACCCUAUGCCCUGGUCAACACAAAGUCGGGCGUGGCGAAGAACUAUGGCUGGGCAUCGGGCGGCAGCUCCAUCCUAUCAGAGUUUGGCACACUGCAUUUGGAGUUUGCCUAUCUGAGCGACAUUACCGGCAAUCCGUUGUACCGCGAACGGGUCCAGACCAUCCGACAGGUGCUCAAGGAAAUCGAGAAGCCAAAGGGGCUCUAUCCCAACUUUCUCAAUCCGAAAACGGGCAAAUGGGGACAACUUCACAUGUCGCUGGGCGCCCUGGGGGACAGCUACUACGAGUACUUGCUGAAGGCCUGGCUGCAGUCGGGACAGACGGACGAGGAGGCGCGCGAGAUGUACGACGAGGCAAUGGUGGCCAUAAUGGACAAAAUGGUGCGCACCAGUCCCAAUGGACUCACGUAUGUCUCCGAUCUCAAAUUUGAUCGCUUGGAGCAUAAAAUGGAUCAUUUGGCCUGCUUCUCGGGCGGCCUGUUUGCCCUAGGCGCUGCCACUCGCCAAAACGAGCACAGGGACAAGUACAUGGAGGUGGGCAAGGGCAUCACAAAUACAUGCCACGAGAGUUACAUACGAGCACCCACACAACUGGGACCCGAAGCAUUCCGCUUCAGCGAUGCUGUGGAAGCACGGGCACUGCGGUCACAGGAGAAGUACUACAUACUGCGUCCGGAGACAUUUGAGAGCUACUUUGUGCUGUGGCGACUCACGCACGACCAAAAGUAUCGCGACUGGGGCUGGGAGGCGGUGCUGGCACUGGAGAAGCAUUGCCGCACGCCACAUGGCUACUGCGGGCUGCGUAAUGUCUAUCAGCAGGAGCCACAGAAGGAUGAUGUGCAGCAGAGUUUCUUCCUGGCCGAAACACUCAAGUAUCUGUACUUGCUGUUCUCGGAUGACUCGGUACUGCCGCUGGACGAAUGGGUGUUCAACACGGAGGCGCAUCCGCUGCCCAUUAAGGGGGCCAAUCAGUACUAUCGCCAGGCGCCCGUUACGCUGCCCGUUUCGAAUGCCUCAUAAGAGGCCCGACACUACUGGCAGCUGCUUCUCUUGUCUAUAGCAAUGCACUUUACUUAGCUCUUUAUAUAUACUAAAUAUAUAUAAACACCUAUUUUUUUUUUGUUUUUUUUUUUUUAAUUUUUAAGCUAGC
Molecule: messenger RNA, 2709 nt
Organism: Drosophila obscura
Lineage: Eukaryota; Metazoa; Arthropoda; Insecta; Diptera; Drosophilidae
Gene: alpha-Man-Ia
Product: mannosyl-oligosaccharide alpha-1,2-mannosidase IA
Exons: 6
Coding region: 366-2579 (737 amino acids)
Biological process (GO): carbohydrate metabolic process; N-glycan processing
Cellular component (GO): Golgi membrane; endoplasmic reticulum
Molecular function (GO): calcium ion binding; mannosyl-oligosaccharide 1,2-alpha-mannosidase activity
Source: RefSeq, a predicted model, not a curated record